AGAAGAGCCGCGGAGUAUAAACUUGUCGUGUUUUAUUUAGUAAUUAUUAAUUAACAAACCAUGAAGAAGUGUAACAUAUCCAUAAGUUUAAUUCUAAUAAUAACUUAUAUUUUUGUUACUGAAGCAGUCAAAAAAGACGUCUGUGAAAAAUGCGUAAAAAUUGAAGACUGUCCAAAGAUUGCCAACCUGCCUACCGAAAAACGUAAAAUAUGGCUAAAACGAUUUCCCUGUAUGAUUUUUCAAAAAAAUAAACAUCCACCACUUUUCGAUGUCUCGACAGUCGCAAAAAGAGAUCAUAUAUGCUGCCCAAAUUCGAAUGUUCUGAAAAUUGUUCAUCAUAAUGGAAAUACACCACGUCCAAAUAGUUAUGAAUAUCAGCAAACGAGACAAAAGAGACAAAUUCAACAAAGUGAGGUCAAAGAUCAAAAUAUUAAUGUAAAUCCAGUACCUGAUCAGGUGAACAAGGGUAAUGAAAAUAAAACUGCAAGUAAUACGGGGCCGUAUUAUCCGAACCAACAAAGCCAUUUCGAAUCGGAGGUGACAUUAUCGGGUCAUAUUACACAAAAUACGCAAUAUUUGCAAGUACCUCAACAACAAAAUCUUUUUUUUAACAAUGGCGAUGGCAAUUCGUUUGGUAUAGCUAAUUCAGGCGCUCAAUGUACAGAGCAAACGAGCUUGCUACCCGAACCGAGGACAGGUUGCUGUGGCCAAGACAUGUCAGAUUCAUCCAGUAUUACGGAUUUACAAAGUAUACUCAAUAUAUUUGCACCUGUAAAUCUAAAUAAUUGGGCAAACCAACCACACCAACUAUUUCGUCGACGAAGAUCCGCCGAAAGCAUGACGGACGACAAUGCGUUAGAUGACAGAAUAGCAGGUGGAAAAGAAACGGAAUUGGAUGAGUUCCCCUGGACAGUUCUCUUGAAAAUUACUUUCACUUUUGGUGGCAAACGAGCGUCAUUCAAUUGUGGUGGCUCUUUGAUCAGUUCAAAAUAUGUCCUCACAGCAGGGCAUUGCCUUAAUGAAGAUGGAGGUACUAUAGUUGACAUUGAAUUAACACUUGCUGAGUAUGAUAAGAGUCAGUUUCCAAGAGACUGUAAAUCUGGGUUAGGCGAAAGGAAUUGUAUUGACAAUAUUUUAAUGCACGCUAAAAAUGUAAUACUGCACCCUCAGUAUGAUGAUGAGUCGCUUCAAAAUGAUAUUGCUCUAAUCGAACUAGAUGGAUAUGCUCCCUACACACGAUACAUCAGGCCAAUAUGCAUUCCACCCAUCAAUGUAGAUGAUCCUGAGUUUUCAAACUUGCCUCUUGCAGUAGCUGGCUGGGGUCGCAUUGGGCGAUACCUUACCGAUAUUAAGCAGUCGACAGUUGUGCAUUUGGUUCAUCAUGAUGAAUGUGUCCAGUCUUAUCCUUACUUAACAGAAACCCAACUUUGUGCAGCUGGACGAACUGGCGAAGAUACUUGCAAAGGUGACUCUGGUGGACCUUUGAUGUUGUUGUACAGACAAAAUUAUUACGUUGUUGGUGUUGUUAGUGGGAAGAGAGCCGAUAGUCCAUGCGGUACGUCUGUGCCGACUCUCUAUACAAACGUAUUCCAUUACGUUCCGUGGAUACAAAGUGUUAUUAAUUAAACUUAUGUUCAUUUUAUAUAUAAUGUCUUCCAAAGCCGUCUGACAAAUUCAUUCUGUUUUAUAAUAAAAAUAGCUUACGUUACGACAAUUUUUUCGUCAUGAUAACUUAAUAAAGAUGUAAGUAUUG
Nymphalis io (European peacock) is the source of this 1753-nucleotide messenger RNA. Its product is annotated as CLIP domain-containing serine protease HP8-like. The transcript is spliced from 7 exons. Gene Ontology annotation, biological process: proteolysis. Bases 61 to 1626 code for a protein of 521 amino acids. Gene Ontology annotation, molecular function: serine-type endopeptidase activity. The record is from RefSeq and is a predicted model, not a curated record. NCBI's taxonomy places the organism in Eukaryota, Metazoa, Arthropoda, Insecta, Lepidoptera, Nymphalidae.